AUGUAUUCCUCAAACAUGGAUCAUCCAACCCCGUCGGCCACGAAUAAGAUUCCUCCUCUUCCACCCAUUGCGACUACUGCUACGGUGAAGAUUCUCCCAUGGAAGAUUCUCACAGCUGGACACUUGACCAAAUUGCUACCUUCUUCUCUUUCCAGCUACGUCGAGGAAGGCUCCUCGGAAUAUACAAUGGUCACGACAGCUCUGGCCAUCUUGUUGGUGUUGUGGUUUUUCUUUCAAUUCAAACCCUUUUCGAGGCCACCGCCCGUCCAAAAGAAGAAAUUACCAAGACGGCCCGCCUUGUCCAUCUUGUUCAAGCCCGAUGAUAAUAUUGCCUCUUCUUCCAAUGCGGAGCAAAGUAAUACGGAACACGAUCACUCCAAUACCAACCAUCAUGGACAUUUUCAUCAUCGAACCUCUUCUUUUUUACGGUCUUCCUUUAGUGUGGGCUCGGAAACAAUGCCAGAGAAUCUCUUUGGGGAAGCUACGACUGCAACUGCGGCGGCAACGAGUCUUAAUACUACUACUGCUACGACAACUACUACCACUGCCACUGCCAAUCCAGAAAUCAAGACGCAUCGCACCGUCUUUUCGUCUUCCACCGCGGGCGGCGCCUUUUCGGUCAACGGAGACACUACCACGGCCCAUUCGACGCCCUCCAAAGAGCAUAGAAAAGCAGCUUCCUUUUCGUUCUCUCCAAAAUCCAACAAACGAGGAGGAGACGAAAAGACCAGCACUGCUAGCACUACUACUGGUACCAAUACCAAUACCAAUACCAAUGCCAAUUCGACCAAACACAGUUUUGAUUUGCCCGAUUCCUUUGCACCCUUGCUCUCAUCCUCCCAAACCGAAGUCCUCUUGCAUCAUUUGACGGCCGAUUUGAUCCACGGGAUUCAUGCACAGGCACGGGUGCAAAUGAAACCAGGCAAACACGAAAUACCGCUCGACAAGAAUGCCACACGGCCCCAACUCAUUUUCAACGCACCGCAAGAAGAGGGGUGCUUGUUCAGUGUCACGGCACAAAUUGGCAGCGACUGCUGUUCGGCCGUGGAAGAUUUGGAUGUCAACAUUCCGACCAGCAAUCGAUCAAGGCCCAUGGUCAAACAUGCCGAAAUUGCCAUUUAUCCGGCGGUUCCAUUGUUGAAUGUGGCUCCCACCUUGAUUCAUUUUCCAUCCCUCUUUGAAGAUCAAUCUAUGUUGCCCUACAUGAGACGGAUACCGUUGGUGCGAUUCUUAGUGGAUUGGGUGGUGGCCAUUUCGUCGUCCAUUGAGAAACUAUUGUGGGUACUGGAAGGCUUUAUCCGGAUUCACUUGGGUAAAAUCAAGGUGACUCCACUUUAUAAAGGCAAAUCCAAAGACGAGUCGCCGGAAUGGCGAUUGAGUUUGGCCUUUUCGGGGCACGUGUUGUUGUUUGGAGUCAUACCCAUUCCAUUCAUCAACGUGGUCUUGCCGUCCUUUAUCAUUCCACAACCACAUGCGCUCUUGGAAUAUUUGUUGUCCAAACAACCAUUGGCCUCGGCCAAGUUACGAAGAGAAAAUAUUGCCGAAAAUCAAAUUGCCAUGGCGGUCUUGGAUACCAUUGAUAGUUGGAAUUCCAAAGUGGAGAUUGUGGCGACACCACCAGCCGUGGGAAUCGAUUUGACGUUGCCAGGAGGAGUAUCUCUAGGAAUGGAAUUGAUGCAUGGAAGGGAUCCAUUAGCAGGACGUACUCGAGACAUGGGAUUGGAGUCGCCUCUCGAUUUGGAGGAAGAUGGCGAGAAUGGUGAAAAUUCUGGUCAAAUUUUCCCCGCGAGCUCGGGUGGUGCCUCCAUGUCUUCUUGGACGACCAAUGAUGGGACUCGAACGGAGUUUCGGCCACAGUCCAUCCAUCAGGGAUCCACCAAACUGUUUGAUGCCAAUUCAUUGGUGCCAUGGAAGCUGGAGCUGGCGGCCAAGGGAAAGUUUGGUCAAGACAAAAUGACCUUUCACUUGCUGGACUGCUCCUUUCUACAUGAAGAUAAGGAAGCAAUCUUUCCCACCAAGAGUCAAUUUCAUACUCGCGGAAGUUUUGCAGUGUGGAAGAAGAAUCAUCAUGUCUCGUCCAAGAUGGACGCAAAAGCGGUGCAUCGGGCCGCCUUGGUCAAUUCUACCGAGAGCCCCUCAGUCGCUUCGAUUCUUUUCUUUCCCGAAGAGAUGGAUUUCCUUCAACGGGAUGGACGAAUCGUCCACUAUGACUACGCCUUUGAUGUUUCGGAAGAUUCCAAACUGGAUGCCAUUACAUUUUCAGUGGGAGCCAACCAUCCAAUGUUAAAUGGUGGAAGUAUGGUGACGACUAUUUUGGAAUCUCUGUACGCCCACGGAUCGGUUUCGGCACGGGAAAAGGCGGUUUUGGACCCAUUGGAACGAAAACAGAAACGUAACAUUCUUCGUCACCUUCCAGCGAUUGAUUUCACGUUUGGCAUCGGGAACUCCUUCAUUCCACCAGAAUCACACUCAUACACCAAUGAUGGUCAAACCAAAUCACUUCCAGGUAUGCAGGGAGGACGAAUCAUGGUGCGCAUGUUGGGAGGAAUCAAACAAGACGACGAGCGUUACGAAAACGAUGAUAGUAAUUCGGAUAUUGGCAUGUCCAUUGAUUCACCCAUGAAGAUCACCCAGGAGGCAUUAGUUGCCGAUGGGAUCAAAGUGGUUGCGGAUAUUGGAUUCUCGUCUAUUAUUCUGAACAGCGAAACAAGUGUGAAGGAGUUCCCCGAGUUGGACAUUUUCGACGGAACCAAGCUGAAAGCCUUUACUUCUGGCAAGUUGGGUGGAAACAUCCACUGUCACUUGCGGCCUCAAAUGCUCAGUACGACCGCGACCACCUCUACAGGACCAAACAUUUUCAAUCCUCUGGAAGCGUAUGAAAUUGACUGCUCGGGAUCCAACCUGUCGGUACGCAUCAAGGAAUCCACCACAUCCCUCGGGCACCGACGUGUCAUCAUUCCUACCGAAACAAGCUUCAAAGUGAGAGUUGCGAAAAGUGUGAUUGACAUGGCGUUGGAAGGACAAACAGAGUGUGAAUUGAGUUGGGAUUUCCAAGGGUUGUCACCAAUCCUUCAAGUAACUGAUGUUGGUUUCUUCCCAGAGUCUGUUGUCCAUGAAAAAAAGGAGCAAGUGUCUCUUUUGAUUGCACCACUACGUCAAGGGCGCCUGAACAUGCAAAUUUCUCCUGUUGGAGGUAUUCAUAUUACCAAGGCCGUUACGUCAAGAGAAGACAAGGAAGGACUGUACGAUUGGAAGUUUUUCAAUGCGCUGGUAUCGGUUUCUCCAGAUCAAAGUUCGACGGAAAGGCUGUUGGACGUCAUUCAUGACAAGCGCUCCAUGAACAAGUUGUUGCAAGUGAUCAAACUUGUAAGCAAUGAUGGUUAUCAAUUCUUGAGUUAUUGCUUUACACAAAUUUGGAGGGCCAAAGAUAUUUUGGAUCAAGAAGGUAUUUCAGAUCCUAAACACAUCAUUCCAGGACACAGGAUGGCUCGGUUGUUCUCGCUUUUGCUCUGUGACGAUUUGAGUCAAGUGGACAUUCUCCUUCCACUCAUUCGACAGGUUGUGGCCGGAGACGGCCUCGAUGUUGUCACCCUUAAGGACAUGCUGCGGCUUCAUUUUGACCAUUAUGAUGACUGGGCUCCGGAGAUUGACAGAGCGGUGCGAUGGUUGGAAACCAUGUUUACAGUUUUCACAGUACCACCAAAUUACGUUGAAAACAAUGUGACACCUCUCGCUGAACAGCUGCACUAUUCCUCUCGGUUUCGGGACAUUCCAUCCGCUGCAAAACUAUACGAACAGAUUCAUGAUCGACCCCAUGUCCCACUUGACCCACAGUUCUCGAAGAUGGUGAGCCGAGUAUCUCCAUAUUUGAGUUUCCAUCAGAUCGAGUAUUUCUUGAAGGUCCGUUCGCCAAAAGACUGGCAACCAGCAGAUUUGAAGAGAAUCCGUUACGUUUACUCUAUUAAGCGGAAAGUCAUGGAUAUUGCUGAAAGUUAUGGUGGUCUGUCGUUUUUGCCGCAGAGCUUUCUGGUGUCUGUUUUCCUAGGGGAGGCAACACGAGGCAACUUGAGAGUCGUUGACCCGAAGAGGAUUGGGGCUGAUAGGCCAACAACAAAAUACGGAGUCAGCUUUUCGAACAACCCAUCGACACUUCAUCAACUGCGGAAAAGAAGGGCGAGCUUAAAGGAACCUAGCUUAUCAUCGUCUUGGACAGAAGAGACUUUUAACGCUGCAAUGACACCAGCGGGACGGGUUGCCUCCCAGACAAAUCUUCUGGGUGCCGAAGCACGACGAACUACGAAAUCAGUAGCCAGCGGCGAUACAAGUCCAAGGGAAUCUAGCCACUAUGAACUUGGCGAUUGCUUGCUUGGCCCUGCUGAUGUCGCAAUUCUUCUCCAAGCAGGUCUAACGUCCGUGAUGAAGGGUUCUUCUGUUGUGCAGCUGAAUCAAAGAAUGCUGCUCGAUCUGAUAGCUAGUCAGCCAAACAGCUUUGCAGUAGCGGUACUUGCCGAGAUUGGUUCUCCGGGUGGCCAAGGAUCGCCUCGUCAGCUCGCAUCUGCAUUGAUGGCGUUGCUAGAAUUUGACCAAAACUCAUUUCGUCCGAUCCAUCGACUUGAUAUGCAUGCGCUACUUCAAUCUUGGUUGAAGCUAUCGGUACCUCGUCGUGAGGACUACAUGGCUGGAGGUAGAUGGGCUCGACAGAGUUACUACGACGCUAUUUUUUCCUUUGCCAAAGACGUAAUGGAGGACGCAGAAAGUUACAUGGCGCUGAAGUUCCAUAUUCAACGUGUGCGACAUCACACUGAAGCUGAUCCCAUCCCACAACCAAAGGCGGAGCCAAACCAGUCUACAAAGCUAAGGGAGGCAAUCGAGCUUGCGAGGAAGAGUAUAAAGACUGCAGAUAUCAAAGGAUCCAAGAUUUUGGAUCAGUUGAUUAAAAAUGAACGAAAAACAAAAGCUCGGAAGGCGUACCGGGAAGUCAUAAACAUGUACAACGAGGCAUUUGAAGCAUGUUCCCACGUGCGGGACAUCGACAAGUUGAUUUUCCACACUGACUGGUUUGCCAGCUUCUACCAACGCAACUAUGACGCGUUGAUGAUCAAGUCCUUGUUUGAUAAUGUUACGGAAAAUGUUGACAACGUUCGACACUGGUUAAAUGCUAUCCGAAGAGGGGUGAAGUACGGUGCUCCGAAACGAAAUGAUGUCGAAUUGGUUUAUCAAAACACGGCUUCAAAGAAUCCUCUAAAGUCUUUGGAGUGUUUCGCGCCUUAUCUAGCCAAGCCAACGGAGACCCCAGUCGAGAAAAAUGUGGAGUAUCCAUUCGAGUUUUGGUCAGACGACGAUAUCUUUUUGAAGCCAGAAAAGUACGGAGAGCAAGCUAUCGUCGAUGCAAUCAUCGAUGCAAUCAUAUACGAUCCCAAGGACCGAGAGCGGUUGAGAUCCGACCCACUUGUUCGUCUUCUCAUUCCAAAUCCAGAGGGCAAGUACAAUUUCUCCAUCGUAUCAGCAAUGGGAGUCAUCACAGAUGGUCGAGAAGGCACAGAGCUACAAGGGACUUUUGAACGAAUCGAAAAACUGCGAGGUGUCAAGACAGUUAGGGCUGACACUGCAACAGCUCGGUCCUUUGAAUACAAUGCUCAAAGAAUCAUAGAAGCGAUCGAAUCAGCAAAGGAACACAAGGUUCCAUAUGGCUUGCUCGGAUAUUCGCAAGGCUGUGCCAAUUCACUCAUGGCUGAAACACUGCUAUACACCGGAACGCCUUUUCAACAGGAACAAGUGAAGGACUCAAACGGGUUGGUUUGUCGGCAGCUCUUAUUCUCUGCAUCAAAUGGUUCAGUUCAUGGACCAGCAUCAGACAAAAAGGUUCAUCGUUUGAUUGUAAUGGUCGAAGAAUUCUUCAAGUACCAGCAAGGGUACUUCAGUCGCUCGCUUCAGUCUGCCUUUCUGGAAACAAUCACCAGUGCUCUGGAUUCUGCUCAGUUUCACAAAAUGAUGGGCGGUGCUCAGUCAUUCCUGUAUGAUGGAUGUCGUGCUUUCUGGAGAGAAUCACAGCACCUAGCUCAUGUUCCGACCUGCACUUUGCGAGGUGUUCUCGAGUCGCACACCACACCAGAGGCCCUUGAGAUGCUGUCUAGUAUGCUAACAAAGCAAUCAGGGUCUCCCUUACACGAUUCUCAGGUUCAUGCCCAUGACGCUGUGGGUCAUCCAGUAUAUCAUCUGAAUCGAAACGGAAAGGUGUUGGAAAAAUGCGAUAUUGGACCGGCAAGCAUUCAGCGAACCCAUCACUGGAGUCCAUUAGAUGAAGAGGUAGCAUUCAUUAAGACGCCCAGAGACGAUACAAUUGGAUCAUUCGACUGCGCAAAAGAUCGGCAUGUGUUCCCUUGGGUGGAUGUGAAUGCUCGAUUUGGAUUCAUCAAGUAUUCUGACGAAAAGACUACUUCGGCAAAGAAUCAUAAUUUAGAUUCUGUUGAGGGCUAA
Messenger RNA from Cylindrotheca closterium, 6477 nucleotides. NCBI's taxonomy places the organism in Eukaryota, Bacillariophyta, Bacillariophyceae, Bacillariales, Bacillariaceae. The record is from the annotation of a GenBank genome assembly.